GCCCACGGCCGCCCGAUCUUUAACGGGCCUCAUGGCCCCCACGCUCCAUCAGCCCCCCUUCUCUCCUCGGCCCCUCCUCUCUCAUCUGCUCCGCUAACACUUCCCCCUCCUYCSUCUCAGCCAAUGAAUGUGCAAGGUCUGCAACCUCCGCUCUUGCAGGCUCCAGCUGCGGCUUCCUCCAACGCAAUCGCUCCGGUAGCCUCAACUGCGAUCGUCCCAUACCAGCCACCUCGCGGGGCUUUCGGCGGAACGAAUGGUCGGGGAUGGAACAGACCAAGGGACGUAGGAUCGGAAGGCGAGGCUAUGAUGAUCUUACAGGAGCUAUGGAACGAUCGGCGCGAAGAGACGGAACAACGACAGGAAAAAGAGGAUCGGCGGAACAUAGAGGAGCAAGCAAGGUUGGCACGGGAAGAAGACGAGCGACGUGCCAAGGCUGAAGAAAAGAAGGAAGUAGAGCGGGAGGCGAGAAUGACACGGCUCUUUAGGAAGCAAAUGGAGGAGAUGGAGGCGAAGAAGAAAGGCGCCUCCGGUGAAUCUAGCACGAAGGAUUGGGAGAAAUUAGAGAAAAUAGAAAAACCUCCCAAGGAUGGGGAGGGUGGAAAGAAUAGCGAGAAUGUAGACAAUCGAAAGAGGGAUCAGGUCGCCAUGGCAGGCGAUCACUCUGCUCCUUUGCAACAAUCGGCAGGGAGACAACUGGUGGGAAGCGAGGCAACCCCGUUAAUUACUGGUCUGCUCCGGAUGGACCUCGAUAACGUGAGGAAGGCACAAGAUGCCCAUUCCCUGCUUUUCCAGAAGAUGCUUAACUGCCUGAAGACCAUCAAGGAACACGGUGCGGCGCUCCUUACCCCACGUGCUGUCGCAUCAACUGUCCCUCAGUUUCCCCCACACCAUGCCUACCCCGCCCCCCACCAUCAUGCCGCUCCUCCUCCUCCUCCUCCUCCCCCUCCCCCUUCUCACGUUCCUCCUCCUCCCCCCGCAGAUCCUGUCCAGCCGCCCAUCCCUGCGCAGCAACCUUCUGCCCCACCAGGUGUCCAACCCACUCCACCCCCUCCUAUGCCUGCUCCCUCUGCGCCGAAUUCUCCCCUUCAAGUUGCCCCUCCCCCUCCUCCACCUCCCCAGGCCCCUGUGUCUCGAAGAACGUGCUCGGCGACGAAGCCCKGGCCUUCAAGGACCAGGAGUGAACAGCCYGGGACUCCUGUUGGCCAUGGCUUCUCUGCGCACUUUGCUGGGAUAUUCGCAUUGGUGGCUGGGAACGGACCAAGAARAAGAUCCUUGGGAAUCACCAUCAACGAGGGGGCUUCGCAAGACAUGGGGUUCGAUCGUAUCCAUCGAGGAAAGAAGGCAGUUGUCGCUGGUCCUAACAAAGAGGGACACAAGAAGUAUAUCAAGGACCUGAUUGAGGAGCUCAUGGUGAAGACCAAGCACGAGUUAGAAGAGCUUUGUAAGAAGGAUCGUAUCAAGUAUGUGAACAAGAAGAUCACUACUGCUGCUCUGGCUAAGCUACACGCUAUUGACGCUUAUGGUGAGGAUAAUGAUGAUGAACUCUCCGAGGAAGAACCUCAAGAGGAGAACCCCUCUUGAUAAUCUGGUGACCUACCUUCYUCCUCGACCUCCCUUGAACGUAUAAGAGAACGAAGGAGGAAUGAAGGGUGGCAAGGGAA
Messenger RNA from Chara braunii, 1661 nucleotides. NCBI's taxonomy places the organism in Eukaryota, Viridiplantae, Streptophyta, Charophyceae, Charales, Characeae. The record is from the annotation of a GenBank genome assembly.